AUGAGUGGAGCAGAGAACAAAGUUGCUGACCACCUUUCACGGAUCCUACAAGAAGAAGAAGGAGCACACCAUCUUGCAGUGAAUGAAAGCUUCCCAGAUGAGCAAUUGAUGGUGAUACAAGAGACCCCUUGGUUUGCUGACAUAGCCAAUUUCAAGGCCAAUGGGGAACUACCAACCAACAUCAACAAACACAUGAGGAGAAAGCUCAUCAAAGAUGCCAAAUACUAUAUCUGGAAUGAGCCAUAUUUGUUCAAAAAGUGUGCUGAUGGGAUCUUAAGGAGGUGUAUAUCCCAUGGAGAAGGACAAGAGUGGGUGGAGGCUAUUACCACCGCCACAAAUGACAAUAAGGUCGUAAUGAGCUUCUUAAGAAAGAACAUUUUCAGCAGGUUUGGAGUUCCCAGAGCACUCAUUAGUGAUGGAGGGACACAUUUCUGCAAUAAACAACUAGAAGCACUCCUUCUCAGAUAUAUAGUCAAACACAAGGUGGCAAUCCCUUAUCAUCUGCAGACCAACGGGCAAGCAGAGAUUUCCAACAGGGAGCUAAAAAGGAUUCUUGAAAAAAUUGUUGAAAGCUCAAGGAAGGACUGUUCUAAGAAGCUAGACGAUGCUUUAUGGGCCUACAGGACAGCCUUCAAGACCCCCAUUGGGAUGUCACCAUACCAAUUGGUAUUUGGCAAGGCUUGCCACUUGCCAGUUGAACUAGAGCAUAGAGCCUUCUGGGCUCUAAAACUACUAAACUUUGAUGAGCAAGCUGCUGGAGAAAAGAGGCUAAGGCAACUCAACGAGCUGGAAAAAUUUAGGAACCAAGCAUAUGAGAAUACAAAGAUCUACAAAGAGAACACAAAAAAAUGGCAUGAUCAAAAGAUAGCAAGGAGGGAGUUCACUGAAGGACAAAAGGUGUUAUUGUACAAUUCUAGACUUAGGUUCUUCCCUGGGAAGCUUAAGUCUAGAUGGUCUAGACCCUUCACCAUCAUCAAAGUGUACCCCUAUGGUCAAGUGGAGCUCAUGGAGGACAAAACACAGAGAACCUUCACUGCAAAUGGCCAUAGACUCAAGCAUUACCUGGGGGACUCACUGGAUGAAAAGAGAGUGAGCUACCACCUCAACUAA
This is a messenger RNA of Arachis duranensis, 1110 nucleotides long. RefSeq lists its product as uncharacterized. Lineage: Eukaryota; Viridiplantae; Streptophyta; Magnoliopsida; Fabales; Fabaceae. Gene Ontology annotation, molecular function: nucleic acid binding. The transcript is spliced from 2 exons. The record is from RefSeq and is a predicted model, not a curated record. Bases 1 to 1110 code for a protein of 369 amino acids. Gene Ontology annotation, biological process: DNA integration.